AUGGGUGUCAACUCCAAAAUUAUUCACAGUUCUGCAACUGCCCAUUUGAGCCUGGCCGAAAAACCAAUUCCAAUUCCUCCAUCGCCUGACUGCGUCGUUGUCGAAUCUUAUGCAAUCGCUGUAAAUCCUGUCGAUGUAAAGGUAUUCGCAAAGCUACCGUUUGGCGUGCCACUUGGUUCUGAUUAUGCUGGUGUCGUGCGUCAUAUUGGCUCUGAUGUACAGAACUUCAGUGUGGGCGACCGAGUCUCCGGUUGCUUAACGACCAUCCCUGGAUCGCGGUUCGUCGGAUCGUACAGUGUCGUCAAUGUGAAAAAAGAUGCAAUUGGCGUGAUUCCCCAGCAAUUUAGUCCAAUUGAGGCUGCAGCGGCCCCAGUAACGCUCGGGACUGCUUGGCGGCUAACUAAAUACGCAGAGGUACGCCCCGACAGCAGGGUUCUGGUUCUUGGAGGUGCUACGUCCGUUGGAACGUUCGUUAUUCAACUUCUGAAGCAAAAGUAUAAUGUAGCCGAGGUUGUGGCGACCUGUUCUUCCAAGAGUUCCGAAUAUGUCAAGUCGUUCGGCGCGGAUCGGACAAUUGACUAUAAUGGUGAUCUUAGGGCUAGUCUAUUGGAGUCUGUGAAGGAUGGUAAAUACACUUCGAUUAUCGACACUGUGGGCGAUGGACCUGUUGGUUGGAUUGCCAACAAGCUUGUGGAAAAGCCCAAGUCGAAAUACAACUUUUUGUCUUGUGCAGGAACCGCUCCUCCCGGUGAUUCGUACGGCAUGCUACAUCUGCUUACCUCUCUCCCCCGUAUUAGUGGCCGUACCAUGUUUGGAAGGCUGUGGGGAAUCAAGUACUCGAUGGUUGCUGUUGGUAGAGAAGAUUGGACCGAGACUCUGAAGUUCCUCGACACCGGAGCAGACAUCAAGGUGCCUGUGGAUUCGGUCACGCCUUACAACGAGGCUUUGAAGGCUGUUGAGCGCCUGAAAAAUGUAGGUGCUCGCGGCAAGCUAGUUAUCGAAUUUUAA
Wickerhamiella sorbophila is the source of this 1008-nucleotide messenger RNA. RefSeq names its product Protein YIM1. Gene Ontology annotation, molecular function: oxidoreductase activity. NCBI's taxonomy places the organism in Eukaryota, Fungi, Ascomycota, Dipodascomycetes, Dipodascales, Trichomonascaceae. The coding region runs from base 1 to 1008 and encodes 335 amino acids. The record is from RefSeq and is a predicted model, not a curated record. The transcript has a single exon.